AUUAUUAAAACUCUCAAACUCCAAAAUUACCUUCAUGCCCUUGCAUUUAAUUUCUACAAAAUAAAUGUCAUUUAAAUGCUAUUUAAAUACUAUUCUCUCAAUUAAGAAUCUAAAUUGCCACCUUGGCAAAUUCCUUUAACUCCAACAUUAAAAAGAAAUAAAUGUUAUUCUUUUCCUUCAAAAUCUCUAAAUUGCCACAUUAAAUAAUUAAUUGACAAAAUAUCUUAAUCAAUACUUCAAUAAUUAAUUAAAUAACUCCUGAAAAAAUAUUGGGCCCUCUAACGGGUCGUUACAACAUCAGUUCUCCAUUCCAGAAAAUCCCACCGCUAAUUAAAAUUCUUUUUCAAUUCCUCCCUUCCUUGGUUGAAAUUCAGCCACUUAUUGAUCCAUGCUUCUUUUCAGAAUUUUUUUACAAUGUUUUUUCAAAUUUAUGACUCCUUGCUUAUGAUGAUUAUGGCAGAUAUCCUAAUCCUGAUGGCAUCUGAUUCAAAUGCUCCUAGUGACUCCUCUAGCAGUGGUAGAAAAGAUCCAGCAUGGAAAUAUAACACACUGCCAGAUCCAAAGGACAUAAACUGUUUAAAAUGUAAUUUUUGUGGAAAAAUAACGAAAUGAGGGGUUUACCGAGCUAAACAACACCUUGUUGGAGGGUAUAGGAAUGCCAAAGUUUGUCCAAAAUGUCCUUCACAUGUUAAAGAAGAAAUUAGAGAGUAUAUGUCAAAAAAGCUAGAAAAGAAGAACAAUAGUGAUGUUAUACUAGAUUUUGACGACAUUGAUACCCUUGGAGAUGAUGAUGAUGAUGAAGUGGUUUUUGAAAGAGGUGUUAAAAGGCCUAUGUCUUCAAGUUCAAGUCAAGGUUUAACAAUGCAACAAAAAAAGCAAAGGAUGAAAGGGCCUUUGGAUUUGCUUUUGCCUCCUAAACUUAAAGUGAGCACUGGGAAGCAAACAACAAUGGAGACCCAUGUCAAUAAAGAACUGAGGGAGAAUGCUUGCGUUUGGUUUUCUAGAUGGAUGUAUGAAGCUGGCUUGUCUUUCAAUGCAGUCAAGUAUCCAAGUUUUAAGCCAAUGAUUGAGGCUAUUGGUCGAGCUGGUCCAAGCAUGAAACCUCCUAGUUAUCAUGAGGUGAGAGUUCCUUAUCUUAAGAAGGAGUUGGUAUGCACAAAUGAAAUUAUGAAGAGUCAUAAGGAGGAUUGGCCUAAAUAUGGAUGUUCCCUUAUGUGUGAUGGUUGGAAGGAUAAGAGAGAGAGAUCUUUGCUUAACUUUUUGGUAAAUUGUCCAAAGGGAAGUAUGUUCAUUAGAUCCAUUGAUACUUCCUCAUAUGCCAAGGAUGCUAUUAAAAUAUUUAAAUUACUUGACCAGUUUGUAGAGGAAGUAGGUGAAACAAAUGUGGUUCAAGUUGUGACUGAUAAUGCCUCGGCUAAUGUUUUAGCUGGAGAGUUCUUAAUGGCUAAGCGAAAGCACUUAUAUUGGACACCAUGUGCUGCCCAUUGCUUAGACCUAAUGUUAGAAGAUAUUUUUAAACUUCCUAUAUUGAAGAAGACUUUUCAAAAAGCAUGUGCAGUAAAUGGAUUUUUGUAUAGCUCUACACAAGUGUUGAAUAUGAUGAGAAUAUUCACAAAAAAGAGAGAGAUGUUAAGACCUGGGAAAACAAGAUUUGCCACGGCUUUCCUCACCCUUUCAAGACUUUAUAAACAAAAAGCCAACUUGAGGAAGAUGUUCACUUUAGAAGAGUGGACUAACUCUAAAUUUGCAAGAGAAGCACGGGGUAAGCUUGCAUCUCAAACAGUGUUACAAGAUUCAUUUUGGAAAAAUGUUCUUUAUGCUCUCAAGGUGUCAGGGCCACUUGUCAAGGUGCUUAGAGUGGUAGACAGUGAGGAUAAGCCUGCUAUGCCUUAUAUUUAUGAGGCUAUGGAUAGGGCAAAAGAAGCCAUUGCCAAAUCUUUUGAUGAUGAAAGGAAAUACAAGCAAAUAUUUGAAAUCAUUGAUGGGAGGUGGAAUAUUCAAUUGCAUCGUCCUCAACAUGCAACUGGAUAUUACUUGAAUCCAGAAUUUUUUUAUUCAAAUGCAAGCAUUGGAGAAGAUCAAGAGAUUAUUGAUGGGUUGUAUCAAACCAUAGAGAGGUUGGUUCCCACUGCAGAGGUGCAAGACAAAAUUUCUAAAGAGCUAAGCUUGUAUAAAAAUGCUGAAGGGAUAUUUGGAAAACAAAUAUGCAUAAGAGGAAGGAAUCAAUUGGCAUCAGGUAAUAUGGUUUUUUAAUUAAUAAUCUAAGUAAGUUUAAUCAUUAGUCUACAACUAGCAAUUUUCAAUUACUGAUUAUGUCAUUAUGGUAUAUUUUUUCCUAGUUGAAUGGUGGUCUCAAUUUGGUAUUGCAACCCCUAAUUUGCAAAAGUUUGCCAUCAAGAUAUGUAGCCUCACUUGUAGCUCUUCAGGUUGUGAAAGGAAUUGGAGUGUCUUUGAGCAUGUAAGGGUGUUUUUUCUUAUUCUUAAUAUUCACCACUAAAGGUGUAUAAUUUCUUCUUUCUUUAACUUACUGAUUCUAAUUUAAUUGUGACAGCUUCAUAACAAAAAGAGAAAUCGAUUGGAGCAACGUCUCAAUGAUUUGGUAUUUGUCAAGUAUAAUAGAGCUUUGAGACGUCGUUUUAGUUUGCGUAAAUCAAUUGAUCCAAUUUCUUUAGAUGAAGUUGAUGAAAGUAAUGAGUGGUUGCUUGGGGCAAUUGAUAAAUUUGGAGAGUCAGAUGAUGAGCUGGUACAUGAAGAUCAUGAUUUGACAUGGGCUGAUGUUGCUAUGGCAUCUGGUGUUGAAGAAGCUAAUCACUCAACUAGAUCAAAAGCGACUUCAACUUCAAAUUUGACAAGGGGGAGGGGGACAAGGGCAUCAACUUCAAAUGCUCCAAUGGAUCUUGACGAGGAAGAAGAA
This is a messenger RNA of Diospyros lotus (date-plum), 2914 nucleotides long. RefSeq lists its product as uncharacterized. The record is from RefSeq and is a predicted model, not a curated record. The transcript has 2 exons. Lineage: Eukaryota; Viridiplantae; Streptophyta; Magnoliopsida; Ericales; Ebenaceae. Bases 712 to 2253 code for a protein of 513 amino acids.